AUAAAGCGAUAAAUAUAAGUGAUAUAAAGAUGUAUCAGGUUACGGUCGUUCUUAUAGCUUUCACUUUGCUCAUAUUAUAUUAUUUAUCAACGAGAAAAUUCAACUACUGGAAAAUAAGAGGUAUCCCUUACGAGAGACCUCUGCCACUGUUCGGCAACUAUCUGCAGUACAUCUGUCUGCGGCGGCCCGCCUUCCUCGUAGCGCAGCGGUUGUGCGAGCGCUUCCCCGACGCGCCACUAGUGGGCACCUUUUAUGGCACCCAGCCCGCGCUUCUGCUGCAGGACCCCGAACUCGUCAGAGUCGUCACCACCAAGGACUUCUACUACUUCAACAGCAGGGAGGUCGCCGACUACACUCCCCGGGAGGCGGUCACACAAAGCCUUUUUUUCACCUACGGCGACAGAUGGAAAGUGAUUCGAAAUAAUUUAACUCCUCUUUUCACUUCUGCCAAAAUGAAGAACAUGUUUUAUUUGAUCGAGAAAUGCACGCAUCAAUUGGAGGCUCUGAUAGAGGCGGAGACAUCGGGGUCGGGCGGCGCCGAGCUGGACAUGCGGCAGCUGAUGGCGCGCUUCACCAUGGACUGCAUCGGCUCCUGCGCAUUCGGCAUAGAGACUAACACUUUGAUCAAGAGCGAUGAACCCAAUCCCUACCGGGUGAUGGGCGAUAAGAUUUUAGAGAAUUCAUUCGACCGGGGCUUCCGGCUGCUCUGCCGCGCGAUGUGGCCCGCCGCGUUUUACGGGCUGCGCUUUCGCGUCUUCCCCGAAGAAAUAAUACAUUUCUUCAAGACGAUGCUUUUGAAAGUGUUCGAGGUUCGCGGCUACAGGCCCACGAACAGAAAUGACUUUGUCGAUCUCCUGCUCGACUUGAAACAAAAUAACUAUCUGGUCGGCGAGAGCAUCACCACUUACAAGAACGGGGAAGGGCGGCAGGUGCGGCUCGAGUUCGACGAUGAGACGAUGAGCGCGCAAUGCGUUGUGUUCUUUGCGGCGGGGUACGAGACCUCGGCGACGACGCUGGCCUACACGCUACACAUGCUGGCCCGGCACCCCGCCGCGCAGGACAGGGUCAUCGCGGAGGUGGAGGAGUUCCUGCGGCGGCACGGCGGCCGCAUCCCCUACGAUUGCGUGUACGAGCUGCCGUACACGAUGGCGUGCGUGCAGGAGACGCUGCGCUUGUUCCCCGUGCUGGGCGUCGUGACGCGAGAGCUGGUGGAAGACCACGUGCUGCCUGGCGGUCUGCACCUAAACCGCGGCCUACGCGUGCACAUCCCUGUCUAUCAUUUUCAUCACAAUCCUAAAUAUUUCCCGAAUCCCGAAGAGUUCGACCCGGAGCGGUUCCUCGGCGAACGAAAGAAAACGAUAAAGCCGUACACCUACAUGCCCUUCGGUGAGGGACCAAGAUUAUGUAUAGGGAUGAGGUUCGCAUGGAUGCAGAUGCUGGCGGGGCUGGCGGCGGUAUUUCGGCGGCACAGCGUGGCGACAGCGCACGAUAGUCGCGACGUUAAGCACUUCCACUACGACCCAACUUCCAUAAACAUCAUACCCACGCAUUCCAUCAACCUUAAGUUAGUGCGCCGCGACGACCAAACAUCACCAGGACCUCAUCCUAACGCCCCUCGCUAAUGAACGUCGCACCGAGGACAGGCAACUUUUUAGAUUUAAAUUGACUAUCUGACAGUGUGAACGGGUACCAUACUUUCUUGAUUCCUUUCGUAAAUAUCACUAAAAGAAGAACAAUAACACAAGAUUGUUUGUAUUCAAGACGCCAGAGAAGGUGUGGACAUAUACAAUCUAUCUAAACAAAACAAAAAUAGUAUUUUUCCGGUUGUAACUUCUUGAUUGCACGAUGAGUUUUGACAUGGCUGUUUAUUUUAUAAUAGAACUAGCGGUUGCCCGCGACUACGUCAGCGGACAAAAAAGUAGCCAUAACAUGACCGCAUGCAUCAGUUACCUUCCCGUUAAAAUCGGCCGAUCCAUUUCAGAAAUUCCAGGAACAAACGCGGACUUGCAUGUCUGCAAGUACGUGUUUGAACGGAAACACAGACAAGAGAUAAAAAAAUUGUUUUUCGUUAUCAGCAAAGCAAACACAUGCGUACGAAUAAUGUUUUUUGUCCGAUAUUCCACACAGAUACUACAAUUUUAUUAUGUUUUGAUCAGAUAUGUGUUCAUGUAGAAGCCUUAUUACAUUGUUUUGUAGAUGAGUGAAUUCUGCUAUUAAAAAUUAUUUUCUUGAGAAAAAGGCGAUGCGUAAUCACUUCUCAAGUACUUAACCAAAAGUUUUACACGUUUACGCGAACUUUCGAAUUAUUGACCUUUGGAGAAACCUUUGAAGAACAAUCGACGCAAAGUCCAACAACAAUACGCACGAUUUCAUUUGAUACUUAAAUUGUUUCAGAACUGUGUUUUAAUUUUAACUGCUUGUUUGAUUUAUUAUAAGUUAACGAAUAUGUUACCCCGGUGAAAAAUCGAAUAUAGGAAGUUGUGAGUUGCAACUUCUAGCCACUGAGCCACAGGGACUGUUACAUAUAGUACCUACAUCUGCGUUGCGCCCGUCUACUGGCGGUCACAAUAGUACUGCGUGACUGCGUCACUGCGUCACUACGCGAUGCGCCUGUCCGCUGUCCUGAGAAAUGUUUACACAUUAUUUAUCAUAAUGUUACAUAAUACAAUAAACCGUCUUACAUA
Papilio machaon (common yellow swallowtail) is the source of this 2684-nucleotide messenger RNA. Its product is annotated as cytochrome P450 6B5-like. Gene Ontology annotation, molecular function: iron ion binding; monooxygenase activity; heme binding. The record is from RefSeq and is a predicted model, not a curated record. The transcript has 2 exons. Bases 30 to 1622 code for a protein of 530 amino acids. NCBI's taxonomy places the organism in Eukaryota, Metazoa, Arthropoda, Insecta, Lepidoptera, Papilionidae.